AUGAAGUCUGUGGCAUCUGUCGCGUCCAGUUCGACGGCACUUGUCCUACAUGCAAAUUUCCAGGCGAUGACUGUACCCUGCUCAUGGGAAAGUGUGGUCAUUCGUUUCAUAUGCAUUGUCUUUUGA
Molecule: messenger RNA, 126 nt
Organism: Cladophialophora carrionii CBS 160.54
Lineage: Eukaryota; Fungi; Ascomycota; Eurotiomycetes; Chaetothyriales; Herpotrichiellaceae
Exons: 2
Coding region: 1-126 (41 amino acids)
Source: RefSeq, a predicted model, not a curated record